AUGUUUAAAAUAAGUAAUAUUAAAAUUUCUAAAAUUUAGAACUCAAAUUUGUAUUAAUUUAAUGCAAUAUUUUAGUUAAAAUAACUGAAAAUAAUUGAGGAACAUUAAAAAGCUGUUUUUUAAUCUAGAAAUUCUUUAAAUAAGUAUUAAUAAUAAUUUAUGAUUUGUUCUUUUGAUUAAUGCAAUAAGUCUAUAAGUUUAGAGUCUUUAAUUAAUGGAUUGGCUCUAUAAUGUUUAUGGUGUUCAAAAGCCUUUUAUUGUUGUGAAAAUUGUAGAAAGUUAGAUAGGUAACAAAUAGAAAGAAAUUAAAUGUUUAGCAAGCAUAAAUUAUAAUGCGUAGGUAUCUAAUAAACAGUUCCUGUAAAGAAAGAGAAUAUUAUAAAAGAAAUGAAAUUAUUAGAAUAAAUAGGUAAAGGAUUUUUUGGAACAGUGUAUAAAAUUUUAAUAUAAGAUCAAUUAUAUGCUCUAAAGAAGAUGAAUAAAAAUUUAUGCUAUAAGGAGGUUAGAAUUCAUAAGCAUUUGAAUCAUAAAAAUAUAAUAUAGUUUCAUUAGUUUUUAGAAGAUGAAGAAUACAUUUAUAUAAUCAUGGAAUAUGCAUGUAAAUAAUUUAUUAAUUUUAAGCUUAGGGUACAUUAACAUAAAAUAGAGAUAAUUGUAAUGUAUAGAAUAUCUUCAAAUAAAUGUGUGAAGCUACUAUGUAUCUUCAUGAAAAAGGAAUAAUUCAUAGAGAUUUAAAACCUGAUAAUAUUGUAUUAGAUGAUUAUGGGAAUCCUAAAAUAUGUGAUUUUGGAUUGGCUACAUAUGAAAAUGUAAUAAGUAGUUUUUCUGGAACAUUUGAAUUUAUGGCACCAGAAGUCAUUAAAAAUUUACCUCAAACUUAGAAAAUUGAUGUAUGGUCUUUAGCUGCUAUACUAUACUGGUUGUUAGAAAACAAACCAUUAGUAGAAGGUUUAAUAAUAAACAAAUUUAGGUAAUUAGAUAGAGAAGAUGUAGUAAAUUCUAGAUUUUACCUAACCUUAAUUUACUAAAAUAACAAAUCCAUUUAUUAAGGAUUUAUUAAAUCAGAUGUUAGUACCAGAUCCUGAUAAAAGAAUUUCAUUAUAAAAUGUGCUUAAUCAUAAAUGGACAUAGAAUGAAAGUAUAGAUAUUAUUGAGAAAGAAAUUAAUGAUAUUUCUACUUAACCAAGUAUUUAAAGAUAGCAAUAAAUUGAAAUUUAAUAAUAAUUGUAAAAAAAUGAUGUGAGUAUGUUAUAAAAAAUUAUAUCACUUUUUGGUUGUGGUGGUAGAGAGAAACAGUAUUGAUAUUGAUUUUGAUUUUAGAUUAUUGAAUUUUUAGUUUUU
Molecule: messenger RNA, 1341 nt
Organism: Paramecium sonneborni
Lineage: Eukaryota; Ciliophora; Oligohymenophorea; Peniculida; Parameciidae
Source: the annotation of a GenBank genome assembly